This is a messenger RNA of Hymenoscyphus albidus, 1562 nucleotides long. Lineage: Eukaryota; Fungi; Ascomycota; Leotiomycetes; Helotiales; Helotiaceae. The record is from the annotation of a GenBank genome assembly.
AGGAAGGAGCCUUCAAGGAGCGCAAGGAGCGCAAGGACGAGACCCAACUAUAAUCCACUCAUAUCCACGCGCUCAGGGCGCAUUGCAAAGCUAACCCCCGCGUGUUUUAUUGAACCAUGGAAACAAUUGAGAUGAGUGUUCCAUACUUUCCAGCUGCGUGACUUGUAACUGGCCAAUGCUACCUCCUCGGCCUCAAAGUACCGCUAUGGAUUUUCCAAGAUCCACCCAAAUCCACUACCUACUCGAUAGGGAUGAGGAGUCCAGCCCGAAUGGGAGCCCGGAUGAGCAACCAGGGAGCCAUUCCUCAAACUACUUGAAUGAUGGCACCCUCACGGUUUUGGAAACUUCACGGCAUCAUCACCAUCAUCAGCCUGGUUGACGCUUGUUUCAUUUUUGCCUCUUUUUCUUGGUCUUUCUCUUUGAUAUCACGAGACGAGACCUUCCUCUCCUUCACAUCUCACCUAAGCCAUGCGUUUCUCCACAAUCGUCCUGGCAAGUGGCCUGGCCACGGUCGCUUAUGGCCAGACUCAGUACACAUCAACCGCAGCAGAAGAUGUGGCAGCUGCGAGAGCCACCGCUCCAACCUUGAGCCCUACCAGUCAUGUCAAGGGAAAAACAUUCGACCGUUUCGUUCAAAUCUGGUUGGAAAACACCGAUUUCGAAAUGGCAGCAGGAGAUCGUGAGUACUUGCCAUGCCUCGGCCCUCGCUUCUCCACUAAUAUUCCAAUUUUCAGCAUCUAUCCAGUGGAUCGCCAAGCAAGGAAUCACACUCACUAAUUACGAUUCCAUCACACAUCCUUCGCAGCCAAAUUAUGUGGCUUCGGUCGGAGGAGAGCAGCAUGCCCAGGUUAUUCUGGAUUUCUUCUCGAGGAUUAGGUCUUCGGAAAAGACCAUUUGCGAUCUGUUAGAUGACAAGAAAGUAUCAUGGAGCGAGUACCAGCAAGACAUGCCUUAUUCGGGAUUUCAAGGGGAUUUUGUGAACCAAGUCAACGGGGCAAACGCCUAUGUUCGAAAACACAAGUGAGUUUCUUCUCAUAUAAUAUAAAGCAAAGAAAAUACUAAUAUUCUCACCAGCCCUUUGAUCUCUUAUGAUUCCGCCAGCUCAGACGUAGUCAAGCUCUCCAAAAUGAAGAACUUCACCAUGUUCGACCGAGACCUUAAAGACAACAAACUCCCUCAAUGGAUGUUCAUCACCCCCAACAUGACCAACGACGGCCACGACUCCAGUAUCACCGUCGCCGGCGCAUGGGCCAAGGGAUUUCUUGAGCCCCUCCUUAAGAACAAAAACUUCUUGAACAACACCCUAGUUCUCCUCAGUACGUUCUGCCCUUCUAUAUUGACCAUUCCCCACUAACCUUCUUCCAGCCUUUGACGAAGCAGAAAACUACUUUGCAAGAAACCGUGUCUUUUCCGUCUUAUUGGGAGAUGCUGUCCCAAAGGAGCUUCACGGGACGACUGAUGACCAUGCUUAUAGCCAUUACAGCAUCAUGUCAACAGUCGAGAAUAACUGGAACCUGGGAACCCUGGGGAAAAGGGAUAGGAACGCGGCCACUUUUUUUUAA